AUGCCGCCUAAGAAAGAAGUAGUCGCUGCCGCGCAAGGCGAUGCGCAUAUUGACCCUGAUCAGACCCUCAAGGCGUCCAAGGCUCUCCUCAGCCACAUCAAGAAGGCUUCCAAGCAAAAAUCGGAAACAAGCGAGAAGAAAAAUAUCCUCGACGAGAUCGAGGACGAUGGCAGCCUUACCCUCGCCGAAACCCCCGUGUGGAUGACCCUCACCACCAAGCGCCACAUCGUCGACACCAACCGGUUGAAGCCAGCCAAGAUCCCCCUUCCUCACCCUCUGCACACCAACACCCAUGAGUCGAUAUGCCUCAUUACCGCCGACCCCCAGAGGGCCUACAAGGACAUUGUCGCUUCCGAAGAAUUCCCCGCCGAGCUGCGAUCGCGCAUAACCCGCGUCAUCGGCUACACCAAGCUCCGGGCUAAGUUCAGGCAGUACGAAGCCCAGCGCCAGCUCUACGCCUCGCACGACAUUUUCCUCGGCGACGACAGGAUAGUCAACCGACUUCCCAAGGCGCUGGGUAAGACCUUCUACAAGACCACCGCCAAACGACCCAUCCCCGUCGUGCUCCGGCAAUCUAGGCCCAAGGCGAAGGCGAAGGGCAAGAGGGCACCGAAGCGGAAGGGUGAAGAGGAAGAGGAGGUCAACGCCGCCUCGCCGAAAGAAAUCGCCGCCGAGAUCCAAAAGGCGAUCGGUUCUGCGCUUGUCGCGCUGAGCCCUUCGACCAACACCGCCAUCAAGGUCGGCUACGCCUCCUGGAACCCCGAGCAGAUUGCCGAGAAUGUCCAGGUCAUCGCUGCUGCCCUCGUCGAGAAGCACGUUCCGAAGAAGUGGAGCAACGUCAAGAGCAUCUACAUCAAGGGUUCCGAGACGACGGCGCUUCCCAUUUGGCAGACCGACGAGCUCUGGCUUGACGAGAAGGAUGUCAUUGCCGAUUCUGAGGCCCCUCAACCCAUCGAGCAGGCCGAGAAGGCGAAUGUGGGUAAGAAGCGAAAGGCUCUUGAUGCAGGCAAGGAGAUGACGAGGAAGGGGCCUCUGAGCAAGAAGCAAAAGCUUCCUGAAAGCAACGACGAUACUCUAUUGAAGCAGAUUGCCGAAACGAAAUCCAAACUUAGGAAACAGAAGGAGAAGGCCAAGAAGGCACUGGACGAUUAA
This is a messenger RNA of Scedosporium apiospermum, 1152 nucleotides long. RefSeq lists its product as uncharacterized. Bases 1 to 1152 code for a protein of 383 amino acids. The record is from RefSeq and is a predicted model, not a curated record. The transcript has 2 exons. NCBI's taxonomy places the organism in Eukaryota, Fungi, Ascomycota, Sordariomycetes, Microascales, Microascaceae.